Strongylocentrotus purpuratus (purple sea urchin) is the source of this 2556-nucleotide messenger RNA. RefSeq lists its product as uncharacterized. Gene Ontology annotation, molecular function: zinc ion binding; ubiquitin-protein transferase activity. Gene Ontology annotation, cellular component: nucleoplasm; chromatin. NCBI's taxonomy places the organism in Eukaryota, Metazoa, Echinodermata, Echinoidea, Camarodonta, Strongylocentrotidae. The record is from RefSeq and is a predicted model, not a curated record. The coding region runs from base 646 to 2463 and encodes 605 amino acids. The transcript has 2 exons. Gene Ontology annotation, biological process: positive regulation of DNA-templated transcription.
AAUUAACGGUCACCGUAUAUUUUUGAAAGUGGAGCUGAUUAUUGGUAUGAUCAUAUUGGCUAAACUUUACACAUUUUGUGGUCUAAAACUACCUUCAUAUGCACGAGAAAUGUCAUAGAUAAGAAUAAGAGCAAUAAAGGCAUUUGCGGUCUGAAAACAGAGCUCAACUAUCCCUCAGCAGACUAUAAUGAUAAAUAAGAGAGGAUAUAUAAUGAAAGGUCAGGUGGUUUUAAGAGAGAGAAAAUGAUCAGGUUCAAUUACGUUCAAAACCACCAAGUAUUACAAAAUAACUCCUCACAAAGCACAAACUAAACAGCAGACGUACUAUACUAUUGAGUGUCGCGGCCUCAAUACACACACUGUACUCGCCUAUUUCUGCAUGACAUGCACGCGCGCAUACGUGAAAAGUAUCGUUGGCUUUGUACGGGGAAUCCCCGUCGUUACAAGAUCGGUUUAGUCGACGUUAGAUACAUUUAGACGCCAUCUUGAUUUGUACAUGGCGCGCAAAAGUCACCGGUAUAUUAUCGAAUAGUUCUUCUUCAGGCCAAUGUUAAUCAUCAGAGGACAGCCAGUCGAGGAGGUAAACUUUCUUUCGGAUUUCAAAAUACGAAGGGCUGUGUUCUACAGGUCAAUACUCUGAUCAGGAUGGCGGCUAAAUUCAGCUCUGCAGAAGACAUCUGUGAAGGAGAGAACUGUGAGGCAAUCACGGAUGUGACGUACUACGUGAAGGAGAAGAAGAAGCUCUGCAAUAACUGCGCCUCCACAGAGGGAUGCAUCGGAAAAGCAAGAAAGGGUGGGCCCAAUCUAUAUUGUGUGAAGCAUGAUGAAGAAAUCAAAUUGUAUUGUACAACACAUGGUGUAGCACUGUGUUAUUCAUGCGCACAUAUAGAUCAUCAUGAGCAGUGUUGCGUGCGACAGGAUAUAGAGGGCGCGAUCAUGGAAAGUAGAGCGAGUCUAACCACUCUAAAAGAAAAGGCAAAGGACAAAUUAAAGCUCUGUCGAGUUUAUGGAGAUCAGAUUCACCAGUGUAGGAAAGACACCGACACCCAUCUACAAGCUUUGAAAGAUGAAGUUGAUUCGGUAAUCAAUGAGGCUAUCCAAACAGACAUAGACAGAGAGAAGGAGGAUGCAGCAAAAAUCAACCAGGAUAUUGAUGAGAAGAAUCAAAAACUUGAAGAGGAGAUUCAAAAGAUCAAUGACAAGAUUGUAAAGAACGAUGAGGAGAGAGAGAAGCGACUCGAACUGAACCGUACAAUCGCAGUGAAAAGACGAGAACCCAUCGACAAAAAACAGCAUAGUCUUCAAAAAGACAUUCAAAACAUCGCUGAAGAGAAAGAGAAAAAGAUUGUGGAAUUUGAAAAAACAUGGCAAGAUGACACGAAAAUCACAGAGACUACAGUACAGACACUUGACAGAGUACUUGGAGAUGAUCAAAAUGUCGUCAAAGACGGGCAACUUCUGAAGACAUCAGUGAGUGAUGAACUAAAGAAGCCACUGAAUGAGGAUGGUUUGAAACAAAUCACUGGUACCAUAUCGGGUGUGAGGUUUGUGAAGGGUGCUGGGAGAGAGAAGUAUGAUGGGAGGAUUGAUUGGUAUGAUGGGGAGUGGAAACUCAUUGAAACAAUCAAUAUCAAAGAUAAAAUCACAGUCCCGGCCAUUGUAGGAUGCAUAGAUGAAUGCAAUGUGAUCAUCACAGAUACAGUAAAGGGUAGCCCACAUACAUACGUGUUAGAUAUGAACACUAAACACACUCAGAGAGUGAUAACCGGUAGUAAUAGAUCAUGGGUUAUCACAUGUGCAUUGCUGAAUGAUGACAAGGUAGUAUGCGGUAAACACAGUGAAGGGUUUACAGGGGACAGUUUGACCGAAUGCAUCAGUGUGUAUGACAGACAAUGGAAGCACAUCAAUGACGUCACAAUACCAAGAAACACAACGCUUGGUGACGCAGGGGUGGAUGUAGCUGCUGACCAGGAUGGGAUGAUCAUCGCUGCUGAGUGGGAUCAGUCUAAGAUAUACGUCAUCAACCCAGCUGAUGGUAAGAUCAUGAAUACCAUCACAUGUAAACAGAAUAUAAGGAUGCUAGGUUCACUAUCAUCAGGUCACAUCAUCGCUCAACCCUUCCCACCAGAUCACAGAGUGUUCAUUAUCGACAGGCAGGGUGCUCAAAGGGAAAUCCCCCACAGUGAUGAAAUCCUGAAUGCCUGCAUCGAUCCUAUGACAGACGACCGCUACGUUGUAACAUCAAAUGAUGAGUACAAGACGUGUGUGAUUGAUCAGGUGAUGAGUGGGCGUGAUAUGAAGAAGAGCUUGGUAGCAUCAUUCCCUCUAUCAACUAGUCUGGGCUCACCUGAAAACAGGAAACAUCGCCUUGCAUUAUCUCGCGUGGUGAUGACGUCAUCGGGGAAUAUGAUUGCUUGCGAUGGAGACAAUAUUCUCGUAUUCAAAAAGCUAUUGAGCCUAUGAAGCAGGGGCGACGAUUUUCAUGACCGGGGUGGGGGGACGAAAUGCGAGGGACGAGGGAGCAUAGUGAAACAGAGGGGCGAAGGUGACGGAAGU